ACGCACUAUUAUUGAUUAACAGAACAGGGAAUGCGGUUUACACCUAUUUCAACCUAGCUAACAGCCUAAAACCAACAUCCCACACAUAGUUAGUUGUGCAGUAUUUGAGGACAUUACUGCAGUAGUCCAUAACACCUCUAACUACAUCCACAGCCCAUAAUUAACCGCUAGUCUUUAGAGGUUGCCAUUCGCUAUAGAACCCUUGAGUCUAGCGGCUAGGCUACAACCAACUAGACUACCAGGCCGUUUGAUAAUGGAAUGUGAAGGUAGGUUUCAGUUGUAAGCAAUUGCAGCAGGUAGAGUAUAUGAAGGCGUGGAAGGCAGGAAGUAACUAGAAGCGGAAGCGGGAGUUGCGACCUGGCGCGGGGUGGGGCUGGCUAGCGUCGCUCAGCCACGUAAGCAAUAGUUUUUCCGGUCCGGGGACUUCGGUGAAGGCCCCAAUUCCCCCUUUCCUAGCGUUCGCAGUCUUGUUGUGUCAGCUUUUGGUGUUCGACCCAGACGGAGAGAAUACCACUUUCGAAAAACAAGCACAAUUAUCGCUAUUUAACAGGUGGCUGUGGCGUUGUCGCUUCGGGUUCUGCUGGUAAAUAUGGCUUCGACUAUUGCAGUAUUCCUUUUACACUGUUUCAAAAACUAGACCUAGAGCAAAUGGGCAUUUUCUUGCCCUAUGUGGCGGUGCAGGGACAAGCAAUUUCCAUUCUCUUCCAUGUGCUUCUACAGAAGUGGGGUAAGUGAGUUGUAUCACGUGACUUCGCCCGUGAGCUUUCAAACGACUGAACUGUGGUAGGUAAAUGCGGCAGCAGGUAGAUCUGCGAUAUGUUCGGUAGUGCCACAGAGUAGAAGCAGUAAGGUGUGGUAAAGAUGCGCGAAGAAAAGACUUACCAACGCGCGGUUGAGCUUCUGCGAUCCAGAAGGAUGCAGAGAUCAGCAAAGCCUCCAUCUUCAACACUGCCUAUCGUGCGCCUGCCAAAUGGCUCACCGUCAUUUCGUGGCACUCCUCACCUCCAAGGAAUGAAGGAAUGGCUUGAGAAGCUGGGACACAAGGAGGAGAACCUGAAUCGACUCAAUAUUAUCCACGUCGCUGGAACAAAAGGCAAAGGUAGCACGUGCGCCUACAUCGACAGUUUCCUGCGGAGUCAUGGGAUCCGAACCGGGUUCCCUGCCAAGCGUGGUCUCUACAUGUCGCCUUACCUAGACAAGCACAACGAGAUGAUACGGAUCAACUCGGUGCCUCUUUCUGACGAACGCUUCACUGCAGCAUUUUUCGACGUGUGGGAUGGCCUUGGUUUACGUCAGGAAGAUACUGGUACCCCCAAGCAACUCCAACUGCUUGCUCUUAUGUCCUUCCAUGUGUUCCUUCAAGAAGGCGUUGACGUUGCAGUUUACGAGACUCACCAUGGAGGGAAAUACGAUGUGACAAACGUCAUUCAGCAUCCCGUUGUUACAGUCAUUACGACUAUUGGUUUGGAUCAUCAGAUGGAACUUGGUGGAACUAUUGAGAAUAUUGCGUGGCACAAGUCGGGUAUUUUCAAGGCUGGUGCCUAUGCAUUAUCAGCCCCUCAAGUUCCAGAUGCUGCAGAGGUACUCAAAGAAGUGGCAAGGGGUCUACAUCUCCAGUUGAAAUUUGUCGAUACUUCACUGGGCCUUCCUGGUGAUUUCCAGCAUGAAACCCAACGCAUCAAUGCCUCUCUUGCAAGGGACGCUUGCAACGCAUUCCUCGUCCAGCAAGACCAGGGAGGAUUUCUAACAGAAAAAGAUAUCGAAGCGGGAAUCCAAACUUUCCGACUGCCGGGCCGAUUCCAAUUAGUCAAGACAGAAAAGAGGCUGACCUGGUGCUUGGAUGGCGCACACAAUCCCAUGAGCGCCACAGUAUCUGCUAGCUGGUUCAGCAAUAUUCCUAAACCCAAGCGAGCGAGGAGUGUGCUUCUCUUUGGCAUUGAUUCAGACCGCCAUAACCCGCACGAGACUCUCAAAUCCCUGGGGGAAGUACUGGGAAACUCUAUCACAUGUGUCAUCUUGACCUCCAAUACCGGAAUUUUUGAUCGUGAACGUCUGGAGGGCUAUGCCAAAGUAUGGGGAGAGCUGUCAUCGCGGAGAGUUAUCAUUGCAGAGCGUGACGAUGGGGUAGAACAGGCACGUUGUGAAGAGGGUUCUUAUAUACUAGUAACCGGGAGUCUGUUCCUGGUUGCCUAUGUGCUGAAGAAACUCAAGCAGCCUCAUGUAUAGCAAGGCGCCUGUGUGGUGGCGAUGUUCGCACUAUAUGAUCAAGCCAAAACGUUCCGAGCCCAACAAAAUAAAAACAUCGGCGUCGCC
Molecule: messenger RNA, 2313 nt
Organism: Colletotrichum destructivum
Lineage: Eukaryota; Fungi; Ascomycota; Sordariomycetes; Glomerellales; Glomerellaceae
Product: Putative folylpolyglutamate synthetase, Mur ligase, Mur ligase, central
Exons: 4
Coding region: 862-2226 (454 amino acids)
Biological process (GO): tetrahydrofolylpolyglutamate biosynthetic process
Cellular component (GO): cytoplasm; cytosol; mitochondrion
Molecular function (GO): tetrahydrofolylpolyglutamate synthase activity; ATP binding
Source: RefSeq, a predicted model, not a curated record